UUAUUUCUAAGAUUAAGAUUCAUCUGUUUCUAAAUUUUUUAUACAAUGCACUAUUCACGAAAAAUGAGAUCGCAAACACUCCCUAUCAGAAUAUAUAAAAACGCCACUAGAUCCCCAAGAAAUUGUCGCCAACAGCAGCGAUAAAAGAACAAUUUUAACCAUUUGUCCAUACUAUAUGUGACGUCAGAAAAAAGGGAAAAAAAUCAGUAUCACCCCCCGAUCAAAACAUCUGAUCCACCUUAUCCCAGAUGAAGAGUGAAGAUGGACUCCAAAAGAAAAGCAGGAGUUUUCUGCUGAAAUUUUGUAAAAAGGAUGGCUCAUUUGCACGACAAGGAUCUUACCCCGACAACACAUUGUUUUUCAGAUAGAACACCUUAUUACAGACCACAACAACCAAUCAAAAGGCACAUCAUAUCAAAUCAUAACGCCAUGUUCCCACCGCUGAAUGAAAAUCUGAUCCACCGGCACAUGAACUCGAUGGGCAAGCACAUAUGUGAUAGCGGUGACCACUUAAAACACGACAUGAUUUAUGGUGUUCAUCCAAACGUUCAUCACCCUCAAGCAUCCCACAUGGACACCCUAGAAAUGAUGGAACCUUUAUGCUCUCCUUCCCUUCCCCCUGUAGCACACGAUUCUCAAGGAACGUUCUAUUCCUCUCCAUCCUCUUGCCGUCCUCCCCUGAUCAAAGAAGAUCUGGAAGCAUUUGCAGAGAGAUUCAAGCAGAGGCGGAUCAAGAUGGGGGUGACGCAGGCGGAUGUUGGUAGAGCCCUUGUCAACCUCAAGUUACCCGGUGUGGGUACACUUUCGCAAAGUACGAUUUGCAGGUUCGAAUCCUUGACCCUCUCCAGAAACAAUAUGGUUGCGUUGAAACCGGUGCUACAAUCGUGGCUAGAAGCUGCAGAGAUGCACAAUGGGAAGAGGGUGCUCCCAGACAAAAAGAGGAAGAGGACAUCGAUCGCAGCCAUUGAGAAGCGAUCCCUAGAGGCCUAUUUCGCUCUUCAGCAAAGACCGAGCAGCGAUAAGAUUGCCUCCAUUGCUCAGAAACUCGAUCUCAAGAAGAGCGUGGUCAGAGUGUGGUUUUGCAAUCAGAGACAGAAACAGAAGAGGAUGAAGUACUCAACCUGUCACAAUUCAUGAACAUUUUUGAGUGAAAUUUUUAAGUCUAUAUCUUUUCAUUUUUUUACGAGAAUUAUUAUUCAUUUUCCUUGAAAUGCAUUCUUGUACAUAUUGUAUUAUGAUCACUGA
This is a messenger RNA of Parasteatoda tepidariorum (common house spider), 1245 nucleotides long. RefSeq names its product POU domain, class 4, transcription factor 3-like. Gene Ontology annotation, biological process: regulation of transcription by RNA polymerase II. Gene Ontology annotation, molecular function: DNA-binding transcription factor activity, RNA polymerase II-specific; RNA polymerase II cis-regulatory region sequence-specific DNA binding. The record is from RefSeq and is a predicted model, not a curated record. Lineage: Eukaryota; Metazoa; Arthropoda; Arachnida; Araneae; Theridiidae.